This is a messenger RNA of Alosa alosa (allis shad), 1038 nucleotides long. RefSeq names its product interleukin 17d (gene il17d). The coding region runs from base 15 to 911 and encodes 298 amino acids. The record is from RefSeq and is a predicted model, not a curated record. The transcript is spliced from 2 exons. Gene Ontology annotation, molecular function: cytokine activity. Gene Ontology annotation, biological process: inflammatory response. Lineage: Eukaryota; Metazoa; Chordata; Actinopteri; Clupeiformes; Clupeidae. Gene Ontology annotation, cellular component: extracellular region.
CCUAUUUUAGCCAAAUGUUCCGUUCAUUGGUUUUCAGACCAUGGUUGGUGGGAAAUCACUCAUGGGGACAGAAUAUUCUUUCCCCGUUCUCUCUGACUGGCAGCCAAACUGGAGACUUUUACGCAACCACGAAGGAUUCUCCUGUGAAUCGCAGUUUCCCCCCUCUGUUUUGGAGAACUUUCCCUGAGUUUUCUGUCCUCCCAAGUAUCAGUACCUGUACCUGUAAGUACAGUAAUUUACCUGUGAAUCUUUUGUGCCGUGAGACAAUGAUGAAUCGGACUUGCGUCCUGCUGCUGGCUGUGAUGUUACUGUGGGGCGACUAUUGCUGGGGAUCAAAAGUUAGUAAGGUGUCCAGAAAGAUGCCGCGGCCACGUCCAUGCUUGGAUAUUCCAGAGGAAAUUCUUGAACAGAUGUUUGGGAGACUUUCGGUGGGAGUCUUUAGCGCCUUUCAUCACACACUGCAGCUUGCAUCAGUUGAGCGACUGAAUAUGACAUGUCCCUCUGGUCGUCGCUUGACAGCGGACAGAAAGUCGCGCAUUCCUGUGAAUCUAUUAAGUAUUUCUCCUUGGGCAUACAGGGUCUCCCACGACCCAGCGAGGUACCCACGUUACAUCCCAGAGGCUUACUGCUUGUGUAAAGGAUGCUUGAACGGUCCUUUCGGCCAGGAGAGCGAGCGCUACCGCAGUACUCCGGUCUACAUGCCGUCCGUGAUCUUGCGUCGCACGGGCUCGUGCAUUGGUGGCCGUCACUCCUACACGGAGAGCUACAUCUCGGUCCCGGUUGGGUGCACGUGCGUACCGUUGCUGGAAAAAGAUAGGCAAGCACCGAGGACCAACCAAAGUCUGGACAGCACUAAAGUAAAGCCAGGCCAGAAGACGUUCCAUACCAACCCCAUUCGGAAGAACAACUAAAGAAUGUAUGAAGACCCUAUUCACGUGCCACAUUAAGACCAUCAGAACUAUAUUUUUACUGAAAUGUGAGAUUCCUGCUUUUGGGUCUGUCCAGUGGUGAUAUACAGUGACACCUGUUGAUCAAAAA